Messenger RNA from Branchiostoma floridae (Florida lancelet), 2352 nucleotides. RefSeq names its product zinc finger protein 572-like. The transcript is spliced from 2 exons. The record is from RefSeq and is a predicted model, not a curated record. Gene Ontology annotation, biological process: regulation of immune system process; negative regulation of transcription by RNA polymerase II; regulation of cytokine production. Lineage: Eukaryota; Metazoa; Chordata; Leptocardii; Amphioxiformes; Branchiostomatidae. Bases 287 to 1189 code for a protein of 300 amino acids.
UUGAAUAGUAUUCAACGCUUUAUUGGCUCAACAACUGUCCCCAAACACCGGUAAGACCUUUGUCUGAUGUUGUCUGGUUUGCCUCUAUGCAAAUCAGCACAUGUGACAUCAGGGUACUUCCCUUUGUUUUGUUGUGUAGUAACCUGCCAAACCAGUUUUACCCGCCAUCCAGUCACUAUAUAAAUGUGUCACUGACCAUUCGAUCUGUCAGUACUGUCUCUGAAGCCGCGAGGGUCUGUAUCGACUGUUGAGCAUCAGCGUAUCUCGGAUCUUGAGUUUGACCAAAAUGAAAACUACAGUCAGAUCUCAUCUGAAACAAGGGGAGGGAGAGGAUAGACAGGAUUCUCCCCGUACCCACAAGUGCAGCUAUUGCGACAAGGAGUUUCCCCUGAAAUGUAGACUCAGCCGACACCUGCGAACUCACACUGGUGAGCGCCCAUACCAGUGUGGUGAAUGCGGGAAACGGUUUAGUCAUCAAUCUCACCUAAAGGACCACAUGAGAACUCACACCGGCGAGAAACCGUACCGAUGUGAGGAGUGCGGCAGGCGGUUUAGUAGGCCGGGCCAUCUGAAGAGACACAUGCGGACUCACACCGGCGAGAAACCGUACAAGUGUGAUGAAUGCAGCAAGCAGUUUAUUCAGCUAUCAAAACUUAAGAGUCACAUGCGCACUCACACUGGGGAAAGACCGUACAGGUGCGAGGAGUGCAGAAAACAGUUUAGUGACCUACGGUCUCUGAAGAGACACAUCCGGACUCACACAGGUGAGAAACCGUACACCUGCGAGGAGUGCAGCAAGCAGUUCGGUGACCAGGGUCAUCUGAAGAGACACAUCCAGAUCCACUCCGGGGAGAAACCUUACAGAUGUGAAGAGUGUAACAAACAGUUCAAUACGCUGUCAAAUCUGAAGACCCACAUGCGGAUUCACACAGGGGAAACGCCAUAUAGGUGUGAGAACUGCAGCAAGCAGUUCAGACAGCUGAGUGAACUGAAGUCACACAUGCGGACUCACACUGGGGAAAAGCCAUACAGGUGUGAGGAGUGCAGCAAGCAGUUCAGACAGCUGAGUCAUCUGAAGUCUCACAUGCGGACCCACACUGGGGAAAAGCCAUACAAGUGUGAAGAGUGCAGCAAGCAGUUCAGUCAGCUGGGUAAUCUGAAAGCACAUAAGAUGACUCACACAGGUUAGAAACUGUACAGGUGUGAGAAAUGCAACAAAGGCUUUUGUCAGUCAAGUAACAUGCGUGUCCACAUGCAAGCUCAUACUGGCGCAUGUCUUUCAAUGAUUGUGUGAAGAUAACAACAUGUGACGCAGUAGAAGACAUAGGUGAUGAGGGGAAGGAGCGUUGGCCCUUUUUUUACAGGAAUGUCAGUGUGUAAUGUUUAGGAAUAUAUACAUUAUGUACUGAUUUUGUUCUAGUACUGUACACAUUGGACUGACAUAAAGUGUACAAUGUCCAUGACCCCACUAAACAAUAAUGAUAGUUAUUUUUAGAGAGACUAUAAUUUGGUUUCGUCGUAUAUGAAAUUUGGUAAUAAGAGCUGUUCUUUUGAUGUUAUGUUACAGUAGUGUUUUCUCCGCUUUAGUUGCUGGAAGUUAAUGUUAGCAUUUAAUGAUAGUUAUAGCAAACAAGGAGGUCGCACCAAAAUGUUGCUGAAUAAUGUUUGCCCUUGCGCCAACUUUUAUGCCGUAUAGACCGGCUUUAGCUAGUAUUGUUGGCAAUAAUUUCACGAGACUUCAUCGUAUCAUAAUAAUCUUUAGUGUUCGGCUGUAGCAAAUUAAAAAUUAGCGUAACCAUCACUGGAUUAUAGUAUGUUGUACGUAUCAUGAUCCAUGUUCCGUUGAUUAGAACUAGAAGUAGUGUGUAAAUGCGACUGCGUUAAAUGGUCAGAUACCGUUCAUUUAACGUAAUGUAGCACUUGUUAUAGCCGUGUUUUCUUCGAUUCCAAGUUCUAAUUGUCACUUUGUAUUUGACCAACGUACGGUUGUAAAUGUACUGAAGCGUUUAGUAUCUGAUAGAGCAAACAUGUUAAUUGUGUCUGUAUCGAGAUGUUGCUAAACAAUGCUAUAUGUUUACACUAUAGUCUGCUAGUGAUUUGCUUAAUUUUCGUAAUCAUGUUAUAACAGUUACGGUGUUUUGUCGGCUUAAGCUGCUAAAGGUCUAAGUGUCACUUUAUAUUUGACUUAACAUACCAAAGCGCUUAGUAUCAGUUGUAGCACACAUUGAACUCUAUAUGCAUCAAGAUGUUGCUAAAUAGUAUUUGCCUAGUAGUUUGUAGUAGGCUGCUAGAGGUUUGUAAAAUUUCCGUAAUCCAGUUUCGUCAAUAAAUUAAAACACGACAUUGCUCUUU